CUGGACUGUGUGUGUCGGUCUGGGGAGAGAUACAGGAGGGUCACGGGAACUCAAAUUACCUGUGACGAAGAGAGCAGGAAGAUGAGCCUCAAAUCGGAGCGACGAGCCAUCCAUGUGGACCAAUCAGAACUCCUGUGCAAGAAAGGAUGCGGCUACUACGGCAAUCCAGCAUGGCAAGGGUAUUGCUCGAAAUGCUGGAGGGAAGAAUAUCAGAAAUCUCGACAGAAACAGAUCCAGGAGGACUGGGAGCUUGCAGAACGCUUGCAGCGGGAAGAAGAGGAGGCCUAUGCCAGCAGCCAGGGUGCCCAGGGAGGUCAGCCGUCACUUGGCUUUGCCAAGUUUGAAGAAAAGAAAUCUAAUGAAAAGACAAGAAAGGUUACCACAGUAAAGAAAUUCUUCACUGCCUCAUCCAAAAGUGUGCAGAAGAAAGAUAUUGAAGAAAAGUCUGUUAAGCCGUCGCAGGCAGGAGGGAGGGAGCGCAGUGCUGAUAUUCUCAGGGACCUGAGGGGUCUUUUUGUCCCUCCCUGGGAGCUUUCCUCCCCGGCUGAAGAUAUGAAAGAACCGAAAGCUCCCAGUCCUUCUCUCACCCGUCAGUGCAGCAUUGAGACUGAUCGCGUGUCCAAGGAUUUUAUUGAGUUUUUGAAGACGUAUCAUAAAGCGGGAAUUGACGUGUACAAGCAGUGCAAAGUCUUCCUGGAGGCCAUGCAUCACAAGAAGGAUUCAAAUAUUGAUGAGUUGUCAGAAUUCACUCAGGACUUUUACCAGAACACAGCAGACAAGCUGCAGAUGUAUUGGAAAGUCCCGCCCAAUAAAGUGGAAGAAGCAAUGGACCAAAUUGAGAAGUUUAUCACGACACGCUUAUACAAACAUGUGUUCUGUCCAGAAACCACAGAUGAUGAGAAGAAAGACUUGACGGUACAAAAGAGGAUCAGGGCCUUACAUUGGGUCACGCUUGAGAUGCUGUGUGUUCCAGUCAAUGAGGAUAUUCCUGAAGUGUCGGAUAUGGUUGUAAAAGCUAUAACAGAUAUCAUAGAAAUGGACUCGAAGCGGAUUCCGCGGGACAAGCUUGCCUGUAUUACUGGUUGCAGUAAACAAAUAUUUAAUGCAAUUAGAAUCACAAAAAAUGAACCUGCAUCUGCUGAUGACUUCCUCCCUACUCUCAUCUACAUUGUGCUAAAGGCAAACCCACCACGUCUGCAGUCAAAUAUCCAGUAUAUCACAAGAUUCUGCAAUCCUAGCCGGCUGAUGACUGGGGAAGAUGGAUACUAUUUCACAAAUCUAUGUUGUGCAAUAGCAUUCAUUGAGAAGCUGGAUGCCCAGUCAUUGAACCUAAGUGAAGAAGAGUUCAGCAGGUACAUGUCUGGCCAAGCUUCCCCAAAAAAGCAUGAUUCUGACAUCUGGGACACAGACACAUGCCCAGGAGUAAAACAGAUGCACAGGAACCUAGACUUGCUCUCAGAGCUGUCUGUGAGGCAGGAGCGCAUUGUGACAGGGGCCAAGAAGUUAGAAAAGGACCUGAUUGACUGGUCAGAGGACGUAACUCGUGAGGUGCGGGACAUUGUGGAGAAAUACCCACUGAACAUCAAAUCUAGCAGCCAAGCUUUGGCAUCCAUCGAUUCAGAAAAUGUAGAAGAUGACCGUCUACCCCCUCCACUACAACCACAGGUCUAUGCUGGAUAGUCAGUGUAUGCUGAACUCCAUUCUGUUACUCCUGUAAAAAGGAAUGAUUUAGAAAUCUAGUGUGUUUUUUUCCUUUUUUUUUUUGAAGGUCUGAUCACACCUGGACUACAAAGUUAGUUUCAUUAUUUUUUUU
This is a messenger RNA of Nanorana parkeri, 1813 nucleotides long. RefSeq names its product RAB guanine nucleotide exchange factor 1 (gene RABGEF1). Gene Ontology annotation, biological process: vesicle-mediated transport. Bases 82 to 1680 code for a protein of 532 amino acids. Gene Ontology annotation, molecular function: DNA binding; small GTPase binding; guanyl-nucleotide exchange factor activity. Gene Ontology annotation, cellular component: endocytic vesicle; cytosol. The transcript has 11 exons. The record is from RefSeq and is a predicted model, not a curated record. NCBI's taxonomy places the organism in Eukaryota, Metazoa, Chordata, Amphibia, Anura, Dicroglossidae.